AUGCGAAUGCGAUCGGUCAUUCACUUCCAUCGAUGCACUGCCAUAACACUGCUCCGAUUGCGAUACUGGAAGUGUGACCUACGUUUCAGCAUUUGGGUCGAAGUGCACGAGAACAGCGGAGAUGCUAUUUUGUCUUUCAACAAAGCCAUGGCUGACACCUUCUACCUAUCCAACAUUGUACCUCAAAAUUAUUAAAAUAAUGCUGGCUUCUGGAAUAGGUUGGAAAUGUACUGUCAGUAUGAAAAAGGUUGGGUCAUUUCUAGCCCCUUGACUCUCCCAACAUUAGGAGCUGGUGGAAGAAAAAUAUACUCCUAUCAGGUAAUGGGGACAAAUGAUGUUGCUGUGCCCACACACCUGUACAAAGUCAUCCUCGCACACAAGAACAACACGUCCUCUGGGUUAUUGCCUCUGGCAGCCUUUGUCGUUCCCAACAAACCGAUCGGUUUCCAGGUGAGCCUGCAGACUCUGGAGAAGAUGUCUGGCCUCACUUUCUUCCCGGCUGACAAGGCCGGGCAGUGCAAUGACCUCUGUGAGGCGCUCAGCUGCCGGCUGUUUGACACCACGGAGUUUGCCCUGUCCGUCGCCGGGCGGAAAGCGAGGAAUGCCAAAACUUUGCAGGGCUUGGAGAAAGCCAUGGGCGAUCUCUGGGAACGUGGGAUUGAGCCAGACCAGUACCUGUGGGAUCUGUACUGGCAGAAGAGACAGGAGGUGGAAUUGAAGGAAGCCAGAGAAAGCCAAGCAGCCAAGGGUGGAUAA
Amblyraja radiata (thorny skate) is the source of this 756-nucleotide messenger RNA. RefSeq names its product exo/endonuclease G (gene exog). Gene Ontology annotation, molecular function: RNA endonuclease activity; nucleic acid binding; metal ion binding. Gene Ontology annotation, cellular component: nucleus; mitochondrial inner membrane. The record is from RefSeq and is a predicted model, not a curated record. Lineage: Eukaryota; Metazoa; Chordata; Chondrichthyes; Rajiformes; Rajidae. Gene Ontology annotation, biological process: apoptotic DNA fragmentation.